Molecule: messenger RNA, 3349 nt
Organism: Panicum virgatum (switchgrass)
Lineage: Eukaryota; Viridiplantae; Streptophyta; Magnoliopsida; Poales; Poaceae
Product: cysteine-rich receptor-like protein kinase 2
Exons: 7
Coding region: 1169-3082 (637 amino acids)
Biological process (GO): protein phosphorylation
Molecular function (GO): protein kinase activity; ATP binding
Source: RefSeq, a predicted model, not a curated record
CAUGAGCUAGGCUGAUACCAUGUAAGAGAGGGAGAAUAGGAGAGAAUAAUGGCUUGUAUUCCUCCAAACCCUAGAAGGGUGGGAUAUAUCGUUCCUAUACAUGGGCCUCUAUACAUGGGCUCAAUAUACACCAACAUGUAGGUCUAACAUGCAAAUCUGUUUAGUGUAUUCUUUGUGCUACACAUGGGUCUGAUCUUGUUGAUUUAAUGUGAACUCUCCUACUAAAUCUGACUUGUCUUAGGUGGUAGUCUUCCAUGGUUUACAAUUUUUUACAUUAUUUUUCUCUGAUGCACUUUAAAAUAAGAAUCAUGGUUCAGACUUCAGACUGCCAGAGAGAUUGGAUAGCAUCAUACUUGUAACACUAAAAUGGUAAUCUUCUUUGUCAUAUUUAUCGUUGAUCAUCUAAACAUGUCAUGAUAGGUGGAAUAUCUUCAGAUAGUUAUUCCGAGUUUCGGACCAAUAAGACCCAAGUGUAAAAAGAUCCAGAUAGGAUCAAGGUAGUUAUGACGAUAAUUAGAACUUUCUCUGCUGGUGCACACUUAGAACUUGACUUGUUCAGAGUGAUGCCAUUCUAUGUCAAGCUAGGAAGCUAUCGUUAUCACUAAAAAUUCAAUGAAACGUCUUCAUCAUGCUACUAGUUUUCAGCUUUGAUGACUGGAAAACCGUACUGGUCAAAAUGGAUAAAUGAUUCCACACAUAGUUAACUGAUGUUCAAAGCAUUCAGUUUGACUGAGUACAAAACGUCAAUUGAAAUAAGGUGAGGUGUCACGUUGAAAUUGGCUGACAGUCUCAUUCAUGGUAAGGUUCCAUGGCCAGUUGGAACACGUAUGCUGAUUGUUAUUCCAGAUAGUUGUCUGCAAGAUUGAAAAAUGCUACUAGGGUUCUUCUAGAUUCAUGAAAAGUGUGGUGAAGUCAAGUGCAUAUGAAAUUGCUUCUUCUCUUUGUCACCAAUGUUCACAAUUCUCUCUAAAAAAUGGGUGAAGGAAAAUGUACACAAAUAUCUCGCGGAGGUUUGCAGGAAGUCGGGAACUCAGUGGAGGACACAAGGUAGCUGAAGGUUUGAUUUUCAUUUCUGAGCUCGCAAAGCUUUAAAUUCUUACUUGCAUGCAUCACAGAGGUCAUGAAAUUCUGACUUGAGCAAGGAAUAGAGUGGUUCAGUGGUUCCACAAUGAGAAGUUACUAUUAUUUUCUUGUUCUUGCCAUGAUUGCUUGUUUGUCCUCCUGGACGACAACCACUACCCUGGCUGAUCCUCGGGCAACGGUGGUUCGUGAGUUCUGCAACAAAACCCGAGAUGACGGUCCUGGAGCAGUUUGGGCCAACAAUUUUGUCGUUGCCUUUGACAACGUGAACUCAGAUCUUGAGCAAAAGGGAUGGGGGAUAACUUCUGUUGGGCAAGAUCCUAUUACCUUCUAUGCGCUUGUGCAAUGUCUGGAAGAUCUCAGCAAGGUCGACUGCACGCUCUGCUACUCAGAAAUAAGGUCUCUCCUACCAAAAUGCUAUCCUGAAAUUGGUGGCCGGAUAUAUCUUGAUGGCUGCUUCAUGAGGUAUGCAAAUUACUCUUUCUUUGAUGAGGUCAUGGACUCGUUGGACACGAGUGUGUGCUCUUCCAGUAACCACAGCUCAGACCAGCAGGGUUAUAGUUCUGCUGUGAAUACUGUGUUGAGUAAUGUCACUACCUUGGCUGUCAAGAGCAACAAAGGAUUUGCAGUUAGUUCAGCUUUUAGAUCAAUGGAAGUUGCAGCUUAUGCACUUGGUCAGUGCUGGGAGAACCUGAACACUUCGAGCUGUGCAGCCUGCCUCAGUGCAGCUGCAGCAUCGGUUGCCAAGUGUGCACCCGCAGAGGAAGGCCGUGCACUCUUUGCUGGCUGCUUCAUCAGAUAUUCGACAGCACCUUUUUGGAACUCAGAGAAUUCUGUGUCAAGGUUCAGCUCAAAGAAACUGGUUGUUCUUUUGACAGUCCUGAGUUCCUCUGUUGGUGUCAUUCUUGUACUUAUCUUCUCAGUAUUGGCAUGGCAGAAGAAGAAAGCUCGUCAGACAAGCGAAAGAUCACUGAGAGAUUUGUAUGGCUCUGAACUUCCUGCGAGGAUUUCUCAAUCAGGUCUGAAUUUCAGUUAUAAGGAUUUAAAGAAAGCAACAUGUUCGUUCGAUUUAGCGUACAAGAUAGGACAAGGCAGCAACGGUACUGUGUACAAGGCUAUUCUUCCUGGUGGGAAUGAAGUCGCUGCAAAGAGAUUGUUCCUGAACACAAAGCAGUGUAUCGAUCAGUUCUUCAAUGAAGUUGAUGUGAUAAGCCAAGUGCGUCACAAAAAUUUGGUGAAAUUGCUUGGAUGCAGUGUCGAUGGCCCAGAAAGCUUCUUGAUAUAUGAAUACCACUUCAACAGGAGCUUAGAUCUGUUCAUAUUCGCUGAUGACCAGAACAGGCAUUUGGAUUGGAAACAAAGGUUUGAUAUUAUUUAUGGCAUAGCGGAGGGUCUAUGCUACCUCCAUGAAGAAUCAGAAACUCGGAUCAUUCACCGGGACAUCAAAGCCAGCAACGUCCUCUUGGAUCAAAAGCUGAAGCCAAAAAUCACCGACUUCGGGCUUGCUCGAGUCCUCUGCGGUGACAGAACGCAUCUUACGACAGGAAUCGCUGGGACAGUUGGUUACAUGGCUCCAGAGUAUGUUGUGCACGGACAUCUCACCAACAAGGCAGAUGUGUACAGCUUCGGCGUGCUGGUUAUCGAGAUCGUCACCGGGAAGCGGUGUUGUGGGUCGACGGGGUCUCACUCUGGGCAUUCACUUUUAGCAGAGGUUUGGCAUAACUACAUGGCUAACACGGUGGAGAAGAUCGUUGACGCGAGACUGCGACAGCAGGUGGGCGCCUUGGAAGAAAUCACGCGCGUCGUGCAGGUCGGGCUGCUGUGCACACAGGCCAACCCCGACGAGCGGCCGGCCAUGUCGAGAGUGGUGGAGCUGCUAAGGGACAGGGACGGAGCACGCGGCGACGCGGGGUUCGUCCUGGGCGGCCCGCCGUUCUUCGAGGUCGACGUCGCGGGAGGUGCCGGCUGCAAUGAAGAUGAAGCGUCCACGCUGUUGCAAUGAAGCUGGGUCUCCGAUGAACGAAGUCUCCGGUUCGUAUUCUGAGUUCAGUAGUAUUCAGAAUUUCAGAUGAUUGCUUGGAUCUACAGUGCUUUUAUGGGUUUUUCUGAAUCUGAAUGCACAUUUCCCCAUGUGAGGUGCAGUCAAGUUGAAACUUUUCAUUUGCCCCUUCAUCAUGCCAUGAUCAUGAUGAUAAUCCUCUUGGGUAGUAUCAUGGUGCACUUUGAAGUUUGAACUCAGAUCAAUCACGGUUCAGAUGGAAUUUUUUUU